This is a messenger RNA of Colletes gigas, 3122 nucleotides long. RefSeq names its product hormone receptor 4-like (gene Hr4). Lineage: Eukaryota; Metazoa; Arthropoda; Insecta; Hymenoptera; Colletidae. The record is from RefSeq and is a predicted model, not a curated record. Gene Ontology annotation, biological process: regulation of DNA-templated transcription. Bases 1 to 3093 code for a protein of 1030 amino acids. The transcript is spliced from 11 exons. Gene Ontology annotation, molecular function: zinc ion binding; DNA-binding transcription factor activity; sequence-specific DNA binding.
AUGUGCGCGAAGAUGAGCGUCCUGCAAGGUCGUCACAUAGGAAUUAUGACCCUUACGAGCAGCCCGUGUGAGCUAGACAACAUGAGCUUGUUUCAAGACCUCAAGUUGAAAAGGAGAAAGGUCGACUCCCGAUGUAGUAGUGACGACUCCCCGGUAUCCCUCGGAUCAGCAGGCUCGCCGCUCGGGAUCCAGCCGGCGGACGCUCCUUCACCCAUAAACUUUCCUGCUCCAGGGGAGAGCAUGGCCGACACCUCGACCCUGUCGCCGGAGGCUACCAUGCCGGGCUCGCCGGGCUGCCCCGUGGUCAAAGUCAAAAGCGAGUAUCUGCUAGGCAUCCCGAGCCCAGGGAGAGACCCUCUGCGAGGAAGUGGCGCGGCGAGUGGCUUGGAGGCACGGGACACAGGUUGCUCGGACCGUGCGUCGCCCGACUCGGUCUUCUCGGACGCCACUUCGAUGGUGGGCUUCAGAGUCGUCGAAGAGCAGCAGCAACAGCAUCACCAACAGCAGCAGCAGCAGCAGCAACAACAGCAACAGCACCACCAACAGCAGCAGCAACAGCAGCACCACCAACAGCAGCAACAACAACAACAGCAUCAGCAGCAACGUUCCGGUACACCGGCACCAACCAGAUCGUCGCCUUAUUCGCCGCUCCAGACGGUAUCCACGACUCCGAUGCCCCAGGAUGCGACCUCCAGGAGCGACAGCCCCGACAAGGGCGACCUGUCCUCCGCCCAGACCAAGGAGGAGUCCGACAACUCGGUUUUCGACGGCGGAGGCGGCGGCAGCAGCGGCGGCGGCGGUCGUUCCGAGACCUCCAGUCAACCCAGUCACCGGAGCAGCCCGUCAUCUCAAUACAAUUCCAACCAGAACAUGAGUCCCAGCGGGAGCACCACGCACAGCGUCCAACAACAGCCGCAGACACCGCCUACGCCACCCAGGCCCAGGGCGCCAUCGGUGCCCCCUCACCUUCUCGCCCAUCAUCAGUUUUGGUCGCAGAACGCCGGCGUCCAAGGCUUCGCCACCCAGAAGCUGAUCAACGGGGUCAUCAGCAGCGCCGUGAACUACGGUCAGAACGUCUCUGUCGUGUCCACCAGCAGCAGCACGAGCCUCAGCAGCAGUCCGGGCAGCGGCGGUAACGGGGCCACCUCCGCGAGCAGCGGGCCCACUACGACGGUGUCAUCGUACGAAACGAUGAAACCCCCGGCGCAGAGGCCGGCGCCAGCACCCCCAAGACCACCACCUACGGUGAUCAUGGGCGAAAUCGGCGGCGUGAGGACGAUGAUAUGGUCCGCGCCGCCUUUGGACCCCGUGCCACCGCCGGCGGCGUCGUGGACGACCACCGCUGCGGCAGCGUCCUGUUCCUCGUCGGAAGAGUCGGCUGCCCAGCUGCUCCUGAACCUCGGACAGGAGUCCAGAGGCAAACCGUCGUCGGUUUCCUACCUGUCCGGCCCACCACUGAACAUGGAGAAGCUGUGGGCCGGCGACCUGACGCAACUGCCGGCCGCGCAGCAGAUGCAGGCGCUCAACCUGACCGCUUCCGGUUCCAGUCAAACGUGGGUGAGGAACGGAGGGGUCAAGUCGGAGUCGACGUCGCAGUCGAUGUCGGUCGCGCCACCAGCCCCGCCUAUGCCGCCUCAGGAGCACGAGGAGGACGAGACGCCCAUGAUUUGUAUGAUCUGCGAGGACAAGGCCACCGGUUUGCACUACGGUAUCAUCACGUGCGAGGGGUGUAAAGGGUUCUUCAAGAGAACUGUACAAAACAGGCGGGUGUACUCGUGCGUGGCGGAAGGCGGCUGCGAAAUCACGAAAGCCCAGAGGAACAGGUGUCAGUACUGUCGUUUCAAAAAGUGCAUUGAACAGGGUAUGGUCCUUCAGGCGGUUCGAGAAGAUCGAAUGCCUGGCGGGAGAAAUUCUGGUGCUGUGUAUAACCUUUACAAGGUGAAAUACAAAAAGCACAAGAAGAGUAACAAAACCAGCGGAGUGGGUGGGAAUAUGGGUGGCAUGGGUGGCGGCGGUAACGUUGGCGGUGUGAACGGGUCGGGAUCCCUGGGUGGAAGCAAAGGCACCAUGGGCUCGACGAUGCUGGACAAGCACAUGGCCGCGGCUGCGGCAGCUCACCACAGCCAACAGCAACACGCUCAGCUGGCUGGUGGUUUCCUUCAUCAUCACAAAAUUUCGUCGGGCGACCCGCUCAACUCACAACCUACCCCCAGUCAUCCGAGUCACCCCGCGCAUUCGGGUCACCUAGUUAAUGGGACGAUCCUGAAGACGGCGCUCACCAACCCCUCCGAAGUGGUACACUUAAGGCAGAGGCUAGACAACGCAGUGAGCAGUUCGAGGGAUCGAGCAUUCCCUUUGGACGCUACCCUCGCCAUGAUCCAAACCCUUAUAGACUGCGACGAGUUCCAAGAUAUCGCCACGUUGAGGAACUUGGACGAGCUGCUGGACCAUAAAUCAGACUUAAGUGAGAAGCUGUGUCAGAUAGGAGACAGCAUAGUGUACAAGUUGGUGCAGUGGACCAAAAGGUUACCGUUUUACCUUGAGUUACCGGUCGAAGUUCACACGAGGUUGCUCACCCACAAGUGGCACGAACUCCUGGUGCUGACCACGUCCGCCUAUCAAGCGAUGCAUGGUCAGCACAAGUUCACCAAUGUCGGUACCGACGGGACGGGAGCGGAUUUUAUGCAAGAAGUUUCGAACAACAUGUAUACGUUGCAAACGUGCCUAACCAGCAUGAUGGGCCGGCCGAUAACCAUGGACCAAUUGCGGCAGGACGUGGGGCUCAUGGUGGAAAAGAUCACGUACGUCACACUAAUGUUCAGGAAGGUGAGGCUACGGAUGGAAGAAUAUGUCUGUCUGAAAGUAAUCACCAUGCUCUCACAAGCACGUGGAGGUACAAUGGAAUUAGAACAAAUACAAGAACGGUACAUGAGCUGUCUGCGAAGUUUCGUCGAGCACAGCGCGCCCCAACAGCCGAGUCGGUUUCACGAUCUGCUCGUCAGGUUGCCGGAAGUACAAUCAGCGGCAGCUCUUCUACUCGAGAGUAAAAUGUUCUACGUUCCUUUCCUAUUGAACUCAGCAAUUCAAAGAUAGUAAAUAAAAAAAACCAACUGACGAUAAAC